AUGUCAUUGGCAUCCGCUACAGGAGGGGCUAACCCGAAAAGAUUUGAUUCACUGUACAGUACGAUAGUGGACCCUAAUGUACCCAUUUCAGAGAAAUUGCAGUUGCUGAAUAGAUUCAAAGGCCACGUUAAGAAAGAGUUUGUAGACGUGCAGUCAACGCCGUCAUACUUCAAGGCGCUUCUGUACGUUUAUCCUCAUUUCCAAGAUUCGGUCGAAAUGAUCACUUUCUCGCAUUCUGCAUUGUGCUAUCUCAUCAAAAGAGUGGCAUACCAAUCCCCUAACACCAUCCAAAACAACAAAAAACUGAUAUACGAUCUUCUGAGUUACUUUAUAGACGUGCUCAAUAGGAUGGAAAAGAUGUACCCUCACUUAGAAAAAAAGACUUGGUUUUUGUCAAAUAAAGCGAUAGAAACAAUGUAUCUGGUCGUGCCCCUGUACGUCGAAGAUUGCGUGGCUAAUCUGUUCACACAGUUAUUGAAGACAUCGAUGCCCAAACUGAAGUUUCUGCUGCUAAUCAUUGACGAUCUGACAGGGAUAAAUUUACAGGGGAAUUCAAACGGUAACUCAGCGACGUUUCUCAAACUGUUUAUACCGAACUUCCUUACUUUACUAAAAGACAACAGCUUGGAUGUUACGCGAUAUAGAAACAUAGUAGAAUUGAUAAAGGAUCUGCUGACAAAAUAUGUUGACGCAGAUACACUCGACCAUUUCACGAAACAGCUAAAGGGAGACAAUAUAAAAGCGCUUUUCGAUGGAACUGUAGGAGAACAGAAGCAGGAGGGAGAAGUGGAUGCGGUGUCACAGCAGACUGCGGGGAGACCACAAUCUCAAAACAUUUUCGACCUGGAUAUGGAGUUGCAUUUGGUUUUGAACGAGUACAAGUCGCCACAGGUUUCAAGUCUGAAUAGCACACCGAACACACAGGGCAAGAAGCCAAGCACCUCAAUGGCAAAUCUAACUUUUGAAAUAACACAGCUGCUAGUACCAUUCCAUUCCUCAAAGGAGACGGAACAAAAUUGGCGACAGCGACAAGCCAACAUUACAACCCUCAGGGAAAAAAUAUCCUCAAACAAUAAUUUGAUUCUAGCGAACGCAGAGGCAUUCGUCUCAGCAUUGAAGGAUUGCAAUUUCAUCGAAAAGAUUUCCAAGGCAGUGUUGUCCUUGAGAACGUCACUCUCCGUAAACGGUUGUCAACUAUUGAAGGAUUUGUUCCAAAUAUUAGGAGACCACAUGACCAUCACAUUGAUUGACCAAUGCUUCCUGAUCCUUAAGCCUCUGUUAUCAUCCACCAAAAAAAUCUCAUCUUCUAUGGCCUUCCACUGUUUCGUCACGCUUUUCGUCCAUAUCAACGAGUUCCAUAACAAACUAUUCCAAAAUGCAUUCAUGCUGAUUAAUGAGAAGACUGUAAACCCUAGGAACUCCUCAGCAAUAUUCUUGAGAAUAUUCAUUCUCAAAUUCAAUGGGACAAAACAUAUAGAAAACAACCUGCUUUACAUCGAGGAGUGGUUAAAGAAGGGUUUAGCUGACGCUCAAACGGUAGUAAGAGAAUCAAUGAGAUCCACAUUUUGGUAUUUCUAUAAAUGCUACCCUCAAGAGGGGAAGUCCAUUAUAAACAAACUGACAACUGUUCAAACGAGGAAGUCUCUGGAAAGCUCUAUACCGGUACACUUGAAUAUCGAAUACACAAAGACAAAUUUCGGUCAGAUGUCAUCAAACAAUUCCAGAAGGUCAAGCUUAUUGGGAAAUCACUUCCAAUCGAACGGGCCCAAUGCGACGACAGGGAAAAAUAAAAGAAUGUUCCCAAGCUAUGCACAGCCUACUCAGGCUUCUCAAAAAAUAAAUGGCCAAAACUUAAGAUCAACUAGUGACAAUAUUGGCAACACGAGUAACGAAACAAAUGUUUUGAAAAAAUCAAAGACCAAUGGAGGCAACGCAAUGUCCACUAGGAAAGUUAGUGCGCCGCCAGUCAUAAAGCAGCAGAGUAUCUGGCGCGAGGAUGCAAACAACAACCAGUUUGAUCUCACAGACGAGCUUAAAAGCCCAACAGAUAACUCGCUUAUUAAAAAAUAUUUGCAUGACGAGAAAAACAAAGACGUCUUCUCGGACUUACAGAGCCAUCUGUCACAUAUUGAAAACCUUCUUCAGCAAGAUCCGACCAAUACACAUGAUGCAUUGAAACAACUCUCAACAGUAUUCGACAGUCAAACAGAAUGCAGGGUCAAUAUUACGGCACUGGUACCUGGUAUCCGUAAGCUCAUGCUGAAAAAUCCUCAUCAAUUUGCGGAACUGGCAGGAGCUGCAAACUUUCUUCGUUCCAUUCCUUUGGCAUAUUCAAUCGAAUUAUCUGCUAUUCUUGGUUUGGCACCAAAUAUUAUUUUGAGUAACUUCCAGGGCAACAACUCAACUGAACUCACUAGCACUAUUUGCGACAUAUUCAGCUCUCUAACGUCGAUUAACGCUUCUCAAAACGACUCCUUGUUUUACAUGAAGUACAGAGAUACAAUUUUCAACUUCACAAUGGAAACUUUGUCAGGUUUACUGUCAGGUUUCAAUGCAUUUGGGUUUAACCUACCCAUCCCCGAAUACGAAAAUUUACUAGCAAAAACUUUCCUCAUUUAUGGAAGUGAAUUCAAUACUAAACUCUACUUUGAUUUAUUAUUCGACCUAUACCAGUACAAAAAAGACAGUUUUGAGAAAAUGCUCAUGAAUCUGAAUUUGGUUUCUCAGAGAUUAAAGAUAUACCAAGAAAUACAUUCUAGAGACCCCAACUUCCAAUUGCCUAAUCACAGUGAUACCAUUAAACUUGACAGCGACGAUGGCUUCGAAAUCAAAAAGUCGAUGGAGAUGACUAUGGUUAACCCCUUCAACGAAACUCGCUCAUUGAGCAAUGGAAGUGUGGUUCACAAUUUUGACAAUGUAGACAUCAACGAAAACACCACGGAAGCAAAACUGUCCGGAAUGACCCGAGUCAUUAGCGUAUAUCAAGAUACAGGAACAAACAAAGAAGCCGUUUCGCCUGUGAAAGAGGAGAGCGAAGAGGAGGAAGUCAAAACAACGCCUCCAAAAAUAGACCUGAGUGGCAUUUUCAACAAGAACAAGCAGAUUAAACAAGAGGGGGAUGGCGAGGUACCAGGAGAAGAAAUGGACCAUACUGUGAAAUUUAGUCUGGCUCCUCCUCAAGUUAUCAACGACGAGUUAGCUAAGGAAAACCAAGGUUAUGUGACCGAAACUAAAAAGUCGCCAAACGUCAAGUCUCCUAACCCAACUAUGCCAUCAAUAUUAACUGAGUCAAAUCAAAACAGCGAGCCAUUUAUCAAGAAAGAAAAUGAAAAAAUGGACAUCCCUCAUUUUACUGAUUGUCCUCCGGGGGUCAGCCGAAUGCUGGCAUUAAUUCCAUACGACUCAUUAUCAUCCUACCUCCAUUUUAGCUUGCUAGUAGGUAGUUUGCACCACGCUUCUAUGUCUCCCUUAGAAAAGAUAAAUAUCCAGUUCAGUCAUUUGCAAAAGGCAAUUGGUAGAAUAAGAAAUGGUUCGUUUACACCAAAACAUCUGACGUAUCUUGUAGAGCCAUUUCUUUCUCAUACAGCAUCCAGCGAGCAGUUUGUCCAAUGGCUAGAAAAAGGUAGUGGAUAUACAACCUUACUGGAAAUAUGCCUAGUACUGCUCAAAUCCACGGAUGAAACCGUACAGAUUCCAACCAAUAUGAUAAGCAAAACAAUUUUGCUGGCCCAAUGCUUGUUUUACAUGAGGAAUGAACUGAAGACAAAUGAUUAUGCAUCACUUCAUUUGUUAGAUCAAAUCUGGGAACAGUUGUGUUCGAUUACAGACAAGGUUGCUAAUCACGACAACGAAAUUCACACUCUACUGGUGGAAACCAGGCGUCUGCUAGCAAAUGUUGGGUAUUUUGAUUUGGGCGCCAUCACAAAAAUAUUGGGCCAGCUGAAUUUUGCUUCAAGUAAUUUGAAAGACAAAUUCAACAAAAAUGAAUCCUUCGCAACGGACCCAAAAAGCGGUGCAAGAGAGACUUUCUUACUUGGAGCUAUUGUCGACAUUCUUUCGAUGCGAGAAAGCCUUGUGGAUUCGAAAAAUUACCUUUCUCAAUUAUCCGACAUUGUACAAGCAAUGGUAUACUUUGUUUCUGCACAAUCUACAGAGUGGCGACACGAAAGCUGCAAGGUCCUCGCUCGUGUUUACAAGCUGUCCUGCAUGCAAAGCGAAAUAAAGAGUGGCGACAUCAGUACAAUAUUCAGUCCAUUGGAUAAACAGACGUACGACCUGAUCAGAUUCAUGGAAUCAAGAAACUAG
This is a messenger RNA of Huiozyma naganishii CBS 8797, 4305 nucleotides long. It is a transcript of the gene STU1, whose product is annotated as Stu1p. The record is from RefSeq and is a predicted model, not a curated record. The coding region runs from base 1 to 4305 and encodes 1434 amino acids. NCBI's taxonomy places the organism in Eukaryota, Fungi, Ascomycota, Saccharomycetes, Saccharomycetales, Saccharomycetaceae. Gene Ontology annotation, biological process: astral microtubule depolymerization; mitotic spindle assembly. Gene Ontology annotation, molecular function: microtubule binding. The transcript has a single exon. Gene Ontology annotation, cellular component: spindle microtubule; mitotic spindle midzone; microtubule organizing center.